This is a messenger RNA of Orbicella faveolata, 2335 nucleotides long. RefSeq lists its product as uncharacterized. NCBI's taxonomy places the organism in Eukaryota, Metazoa, Cnidaria, Anthozoa, Scleractinia, Merulinidae. The record is from RefSeq and is a predicted model, not a curated record.
ACGAUGUGAACGCUCGCUCGAAAAAAUCUCGCCUGCUCUGCAGGCUAAAUUUAAAAAUACACUCAAGAUUGGGACCUCAACAUUGAAGAAACAAGAAUGUAUCACGUACUACAGGAAAUCUUUAAAGCUUUAUCUUUUUUAAUCUAACACAGUUAUUUCUCUUGUAUACAAACAAGAGCAAGCACGAUUCCUAUUGAACAAUGCUCACCUUGACAAACAAAUACAUAGGUUCACCCGAAAACAACGUUGGGCAUGGUCCCCCCGGUCUAAAACACAGGUCAUGGGUCAUUGUUUUAUUAAUACUGGAACAACCUUAACCUCUUCCUAAUGCUAACCUUAGGCCUUAAGUACAACACUAAGACAAUGUUUAGGCUUAAGGCUAGUAUUAGUAAAGGUUUAAGGUUGUUCCAGUAUUGGUAAAACAAUGACCGGUGACCUGUACCCGCCAGGCAUGGUCCAGUUUUCAUUUUAUCAAAUAGAAAUACAAAAAGUAGAACAGUGAUGGUUAUAAUACGACCCAUAACGUUAAAAAAAGCCAAAGACACAAUUACGAGCGUCCCCUAUACUUUUUUCGUGACGCGUGAAUGGGCAUUUUUGCUUUGCGUGGAGCGUGAAUGAGGAUUUAUUUUUCCAUGAAUCGUAAGUCCUUGGGAAACUAGUUUUCGAUUUUUUCGUGAUCAGUUAAAUUAAUAUGCAUUUACUUUCGCGUGAUUUGUGAACCAAUGACCUUUGCGGGGAUAAUUUUUCACUUUUCUUUGGAGAUUUUAGCGUCAUAAAGCUCGUAAAACCAAACUAGAUGCAAAACCGGCCUAUUCGACGCGCUUGCGGUUGGAGGACUGAGAACUAACAACAGCGGCAGUGAACCAGGAGGGCGUAGAAUCUAGUCUGUCUCGAGGUUAUUACAGACGAAUUUCAGACGCCAUUUCGAUGCAUCAACAUUGAGGGUUCUGCGGAAAAGGUUGUCAGUCAAGAACACCAACAUCAGAACAGAGCCAAAGCAUAUUGUCUUCCUCACUCAGCUGCUUCUUCUAUUCAAUUUGUGCCGCACCUGCAAGGCAGAUAAUCCUACUGUAGAGGCCAGUGGAAAUGGGACACAGGCGAUUGUGAGAACAUACUGCAACAAUCCAAAAUGCAAUAAAGAGGACAUCUGGUACAGCCAGCCCCAGAUGCCAGGUCUGAAAAUACCAGCAGGCAACUUUCUCCUAUCACUGUCAAUUCUCCUUGCUGGAGGUUCUGCAACCAAGGUUUUCAAGAUGUUUUUGCACAUGGGUCUUGGUUGUGUCUCCCUCAACACUUACUUUAAGUAUCAAAGGGUAAGUUCAAAAUACACCCAGACUAUAGGUCUUCAUGCAGCAUAAGUUUAAGCAUGUUAUGCCACUAAAUGUCCUUUUUUAAUCUUUCAAAGGUUCUGAAAAAUGCAAUAUAACUACUUGAUAUGGUGUAGCUAAAGGGGUAAACUGGGUUUUUCUUUUUUUAUAAGGGGCACAGUACUACAUAUUACAAAAGAGUACAAGAAUUCAAUACGUAUGGGUUAUUGACCAAGUGUGAGGUCAAGAUGGCUGGAUAUUGGCCAAGUGAGUGUAAUCAUUUGUAGCAAUGUACGAAAUAAACCCUACAUGGUUCUUGUAAUUGACAAUUGAAUACCUAAAAGGGCUUUGAGUAAAGACUGUUUAUUUCUUCCACAGGUAGUGUUGUCUAUGAACGGUUAUGUGAGGCGCUUACAAAUAAUGCUCUAGUUAAAGGCAUAAAGCAAGCUUCCCCUCUUGCUAAAACAAGUUGCCUGGAGGGCUUUCAUUCAGCUUUAAACCAUUUUGCACCCAAAAUGAUAGCUUUUUCUUAUGCUGGCAUGUACUGCAGACAUGUGUUGGCUGCAGUACAUUUCAACUUCAAUCUCCAAAGGGAUGUAAAGCAUCGAGAGGCAGAUGGGGUGGAAAGAGUGAAAGUCUCGUGUCCAAAGUUUAAAAAUGGGGAGGCGACUGUUCGAAAUGUGAAAGUUACACAGAACUUUGAUUAUGUGGAAGAAAUAUUUAAAACAUUUCUGGAUGCAAGCAAGGAGGAGCUGGUAAAUGCUGCAGCUAAGUUCAGUGAAAAGACCCCUGAACCAAUGAACACCAUGCUGGAGAAGCAGUCACGAGAUGAAGCUUUGAAAAGGAAAGAGCAAAGAAGUCAAAUGGUGGUAAAAGAUGUCCCUCUAACCACACCAGGUACCAGAAAGAAAUGCCCGGCAGAACAAAGAAAAGAGGACCCGCACAUGUCGAGAGUGCGAGAAGCCAUUGAAAGGCCAUAUAAAUGUUUUAGAUUAGUCCAAGAAAUAAAAAGUGACAGUACUGAAUGA